Messenger RNA from Acanthochromis polyacanthus (spiny chromis), 7026 nucleotides. RefSeq names its product centrosomal protein 170Ba (gene cep170ba). Gene Ontology annotation, molecular function: protein binding. The record is from RefSeq and is a predicted model, not a curated record. NCBI's taxonomy places the organism in Eukaryota, Metazoa, Chordata, Actinopteri, Pomacentridae.
CUGCUGUCUCGUCUCUAAUCGGACGGUUGACGGACUUGUCAGGCUACGUCACCGUCUGCACUGGAGAGAGCAGUUUCGCCCGAUUGUCAUUCCCGGAGGAAGAAGAGGGUGUGAUCCUUACUUACCUGCCCGCUGUUUUACCUGGAGUGUUUGCUGUAUCUCCGUGUCGGUCGUCGAGUUCCCCCCCCCGCUGUAGGACGCUGAACGCUGGCUACACUCAGGAGUAAGACGGAGAAGGCAUUAAAGGAUGCUAAGAAGAUCCUGACUCGUGGCCCCAACAUGAGUGUGACGUCAUGGUUUCUGGUCAGCAGCUCUGGCACACGCCACAGGUUGCCACGGGAGAUGAUCUUCGUCGGCCGGGAUGACUGCGAGCUAAUGCUGCAGUCUCGCAGUGUGGACAAACAGCACGCUGUGAUCAACUACGACACAAACACAGACGAGCACAUGGUGAAGGACCUGGGGAGUCUGAAUGGGACAUUUGUGAACGAUCUGAGGAUACCGGAUCAGACGUACAUCACCCUCAAGCUGUCCGAUGUCAUUCGCUUCGGUUAUGAUGCUCACGUGUACAUCCUGGAGAGGAGUCAGCACAAGGUCCCAGAGGAAGCUCUUAAACAUGAGAAAUACACCAGCCAGUUGCAGCUCGGUAUAAAAGCCCUGGAGGCCAAGGCGAAGGAAAAACAGCAGUUCCAGAGCUCAGAGAAGAGCAAGGACUCUCUUUCCAAUGUCAAACAUCAGGACAGGGCCGAGCGUAGAGCCCACUCACUCACAGCUGCCACAGAUUCUCCGAUUUCCAAGCCUACUCCUCUGUAUGGCCAACCGUCCUGGUGGGAGGAUGAGGACCCAGCCAACAAAAAACAGAGCAGAGGUGGAAAACUGCCAGAGCAGGAAUCUCCAGAGCCUGCUAAAGAUGUGCCCAGAUAUGAGGUCAACGGUUCUCUGUCAGACAGUCAGGCCAAGUCCAUCUUCUCCUAUCGCCGGGAGCCCAGCUACUUCGAGAUCCCAACAAAGGAGUUCCAACAGCGACCUACCAAGAAACUCGAGUCGCAGGUUCAUGAGAUUCCAACAAAGGACACCCCAGAUCCCUCUCAGUGUGUCCCUUCCACCCCCACACCCCCCGUAGUCCAAAGCCAUGCCUCCUUUACCAUUGAAUUUGAUGAUUGCACACCAGGUAAAAUGAAGAUAAAGGACCAUGUGACCAAGUUUUCUUUCCGCCAGCAGCGUAAGCACUCUCCAGUAGAGGUGGCUACCACACCUACUGAGGUGCUGUCAGCAGAAAACAAAGUUGCUGAUUGGCUGGUCCAAAGCAACGCUAGUAUGAUAAGGAGGAAAUCACAAGGUGAAGACUUGUACAGCACAAACAGUGACCCGUCGCUUCCGAUGAACACCAAGUCACACCACCAUGAAGAUGGCUCUCACAGUGAUUCAGGACAUCUGUCAAUCAGUGGAAAAGAUUUUCUCCAAUCAGAACCCCAGAAUGCAUCCCAGGGUUCUCCACAAGCCCUGAGAAAUUCCGAACCACAACGCUUUACCUCCCCUGACUCUGAGGAACCUUUUUCCUGCUCGCCACCAGAGUCUCAGUCUCUUUCCAGUCUUGACAAGGCUGAGCCCCACCAGGCGUUUGUCAUUGAAUUCUUUGAUGAUAACCCAAGAAAGAAGCGCUCCCAGUCCUUCACCAAUAACACUAGCCCACCAGAGCCCUCCGGCCAUAGGUUCCAGCAGGAGAAGCCAAAGAAGAGCACAAGCCCAACUGUGGAGAGAAAAGUUCCACCUCCACCCACCACAACUCCCCCAACCCAACGAUACACAAUCCCCCUCAAGGACCCAGCUCCCACAGUACCCCAGAGAGCUGGCUCUCUACGAAGAGAAAAGACAGAUGAUCGAAUCAGCACAGGCUUUUCUUCCCGCUCUUCCUCCUCUGCGUCUACAAGACCCUUCAGCAGCGUGGGCCGGAGGUCUAAACUCGCCCAGGAAUUUACUGCAGAAUUUCUCAAACAAGCAAAGCAGAACUUAUCUGCUAGCUGGGAUAAAAAUAGUUCUAGUGCCUCUAGAGCAGCUAAAAAAGAGACAGUGACAGUAUCACAGUCUGACCAGAGUACUACUAGCCCCCCUCGAUCUGAUGGAAAUUACCAACCCAAAACCUCCUCCCCUGUCCACCAGCCUGUUCCCCUCAAGGCCCCGGUCAUGCCUCUUUCCUCUCAAACUGUGGAGGUCAAGAGUCCUCAUCGUGGAUCAAGAAAUGAGGAGGAGGACAGUCUGAGUGACGCCGGAACCUACACUAUAGAAGCAGAUGUUCCAGAUAAAGAACUGGAGGAGGCAAGAAGCAAGAUUGACCAGGUUCAGCCAGCAGGUGCUGUGUUGCAGGGGGCUCCUAAGUGGAUGUCUUGCUGGGCCAGCUUGGCAGACAGCUACACAGACUCUGGCCCUUCGUCUGGCCUCUUUGACAUCCCCUCCCAGAUGGAACUGUCAGGAGGGGCACGAGCCACGAUCAUCCACAAGGCCACGCUCAGCCGAAACCACGACAGCACAGACGCCGACGGUUCCAAAGCUCGACGCGUCCUGCCACAGGUACCACUGGGGGAGAAGAGUGACAUUCCAACUCCCAGCAUUCAUGUUCACUAUGACCCGCAUUCAACGUUCGAUGUCGGAGACCAGAGCUUGGUGGCGCCCAGCUCCCAAGACAGCAUUCACAGGUUAACAGUGCAGGAUGAUGUAGAGCCUGACAGUCUGAGUGAUGCCAGCAAAUCUGAUGAUGGAUCCAUCAUUGAGCAGAGGAGAAGGCCGCUGUCAGACGGGGAAGACAAGCAAACUGAGGAGAAGCCCAAAGCCCCAGCUAAGUCCACAUCUUUCUACAUCGGGUCGGAAGAUGAGGUGUCUAAACCAGAGCGAGGAGGCUCAAAAACCAGCACUCCGAAGGUUGAAAGGAAACAUGUGACCAAAACUUUCUCAACAGCCACUCUGACUAAACAGAAAGGCAGUCAGGACUUUGGAAAAUUAAAACUCACUGUAUCUACUCCUGUACUGGGCCAGGGGACACGGAGUCCAGAGCUAAAGGAGGGCUCCGUUUCCCCAUUAAUCAGACAGGAGAGCUUCACCAAGGAGCGGCCCAGCAAUCCCAGACUGCCCAACAUCUCAAGCCAGCCUGCACAAAGAGACCUAGCCCCUGAAUUAUUUCAGGGAUCCAACAGUCAGGAUACUCAUUCUUACCUCAAAGAGACAGAGAAUGUCCUGGCUGUUCUAGAAGCUAAACUCCAAGCAGGACAAUCAGGGCCCUCUCCAUCUCCUGUUAUGGACUCUCUUUCUGGGGAGUCUGAUGUGGAUACCUCUAGCACAGUCAGCCAGCAAAGCAAUAAGACCAAGCCAAACACAAUGACGAAAAAACCAUCUGGUAGUGGCUUCCAUAGAGAAAGGUCUUCAGCUAGCACAGCUAGUCAGGACUCAAAUCAUCAGUCCACAUCAUCAGAAAAGCACCGUCCUCUGGGAGCGGACAGCAGGAACAAGACUGAGUCUGUCAGGAGGCCCGUUGGACUGAGACGCAGUGUGGGGAAAUGUGGCUCCACAGACCUCAGCGAUGACCCUCAGAGUUUACCUUACUCUGAUCAGGAGUCUAACAACCACCAAACGCGCAGGAAGUACACCGUGCCCCUUCAGAAGGAGGACGGCAAGAGCUCCAGAGCAUCCCAGGCCCUGAGUCGUGCCAACAGCCUGUCAGCUCCAAGACCUACCAGGGCCUCCAUGCUCCGUCGGGCUCGCCUGGGAGAGGCCUCAGACAACGAGGGCACAGAGACAGACAGACUGUCCCAGGAGGCAGGCAACGCCCCACCUAAGCAGCCUCAGGAAGCCAAGAAACUUUCCAGGCUGGAUAUGCUGGCCAUGCCUCGCAAGCGGACCAGCUCAUUCAACACACCCAGUGACACCGAGGCCUCAUCCACCCCGCAGUGGACCGGCAGGAGCACAGGAUUUUCCAACCGCAGCACAGAGUUAGGCGGCAGCUCUUCUCGAAGGGCCUCUGCUUCGGGGCCAAAGCCUGUAGAAAGGCCACAGAAAGCACCGCUCGCCAAAACCCCAAUCACUCGUGUACGCUCCAGCAGUGCCAAAUACGCCAGCAGCACAGCAAGCUCUAGGAGACGACAGAAAGGCUCUGACUAUACCUCUACCUCAGAUGAGGAGUACGACUCAAACCAGAGCACUCCUAAACACAAACGCUCCCAAACUUCCCCAGCUUCUUUUAGCCCCCGUCAUCAGCCUCGAUCACAGCCGGUGGUUGCCAUGCGUCCGAAAUCUCGAAACAGAGAUUCUGAAGAGGAGAACCACGAAGGAGAGGCCUUCCAAAAUUGGUCCUCUCACAGUGCUGAGAUUGCACGGUUGAGUCAAGAUCUAGCCAAAGACUUGGCAAUCUUGGCCAGAGAGAUUCAUGAUGUAGCAGGUGAUGGUGAUCCACAAAACCUUGGGGGGGAGGGCAGUGCACCUGUCUCCACAGUGACCGCUCAUGAACAGCUGCUUCAGCAUAUUCCAGAGGCUGGAUUACACUACCAGAGAGUCCCACCAAGCUCUGCACCUACGAGGACACCCGACCAGAGCCUAAGUGACCUUGAACGUAACUCCAGGCAACAAGCUCGAAGCAGAGACGAGGCUGUCGUGGAUAAUUUGAUGCUGAAUCCAGUGUCUCAGGUCAUUGUUGCCAUCAGAGAAAACACGGAGCAACUUGCCGACAAAAUUAAGGUACUGUUCCAGGACAGGGUGGAUAUCUGGGAGGAAAUAGAGGCGAGGGUUAAUUCUGAUAAUGAUGUCCCUGUUGUCAAAACUUCCAACAAGGAAAUCACAGCUAUCUUGAAAGAACUAAGGAGAGUUCAGAGACAACUUGAGGUCAUUAACACAGUCAUGGAACCCAGUGGGCAGCCUGAAGCUACCAAAACCUCAGCCACUGCGGCCUCCUCCUCCUCUUCGUCUAGAGCUCGGUCCUCUAGACCUGCUUCCUCACGAGACUGGAGAACAGUUCACUCUGUUACCAAGCGUGGCGGAGGCCCGAGGCCCAGCGAGAGCAUCAGGAGAGCAGCUGUGACCCCAGACGAUCUCAGAGAGGGAUAUUUAGUCUGAGAUCUCGCACCGACACACCAGCGCUGAACUUCUGCUAUAACUCCACAAAGCCAGGUGUUGGACGAUUGUGAAAUGAAACAAACGGGGGGAGAAGUGAGACUGCACAUCCAAAUAUACACACUACUGCACUGUGAGCACUACACACCUACGUGGUUGUGUAAAUACGCAGUCAAGCUUGCACUAAUCGCCCUUAAAACACGCUGGAGUGGGAGCCCUACAUGCGAGGUGAUGAUUUAAGGAAGUACUGUAAUAUUUCAGUGAAUCUCACCUUCACUUCAGGGCUACAAAGCUAUACUUGAUUCUGUGUUCUCAUUAUUUGCCAAUGAUAUGACCAGCACAGCUGAUUUUAAAAAUCUCAUUGUAAUUAUUUGGUUUAGCCUGAGCAUAAUCAUCUCAGGGAAAUCUUUAAAUACAUGAAAUAUUUGUGACAAAUCAGAUUUUGGAGGUUCAUUGAUAUUUGUUCUGAGAGUAGAGUGACCUGCAGUUAUAGCUUCCAGAUGUUGGUUUACUGUGAACUCGUAUCCUCAGUAGCCCCAUUGCAUUUCUUUAUAUAUUUUUUUUCCCAUGUUGUUUGUCUUUGUUUGCCACUUUCUUCUUUGUGGACCAGAUUUAUAGAAGACUGUAAAAAGUAUUUAUUAGGGCUCUUUCGUGAGACACUAUAGUGUUUUGUAGCUGACACAACAUGACUUUGGGAGAGAGCUAGUGGCCUCUAAUUCCAGACUAGUUAUUGUUAUAUUGCACAGUUGCUACAAGCCGAGUUUGUGUGUCCCUGCUCUGGUAACAUUUCUCCCCUCAGUAGAUGGACACUACCUGUUUUUCCUCUUAUCCUUCAGGAAUGUGCGACGUGAAUAGAAGGAGGGGCUCACUUCACAGUUUAGCCACCUCACAGUCACAAAGUCAAGUGGCACAACUUUCCAAUCAUUCCUGGCCCCUCCCUCUGUUGUUUUUACUGCAUCGAGCACAGUUGGAAGCUUAAAACCUCCGCUUUGGGUUGUUGUUUUCCAUGCCUGAAUAGCGCAAUUAGCUUCGAAGGUUUGGCCAAAGACAAUCAUGAAACAGCUAAACAGGAAUAAGCCUCCUUUAUCUGUGUUUGUACUGAGCUCAUCACACCACACCUAACUUCCACAUGGUUGUUAUUCUACACACUAAGAGCUUUCAGAGCACUGUGGUAAGAGUUUGAAAUUUCCUUGGUCUAUUGAGUCACAAUUUCACUUCUGUGGAUUCCUCACAUGACAGGAGAAGUAAUGUAAUUUUAGCUUUUACGUUGACAUUAGAUUGUGUGACGCUGUAAAUCUUCAUGAUUAUUAGUUGGUGACAUUCUGUAGAUGAGUGUAUAAAUGUUUGAAGAUAUCUUUAUGUCCAUAAAUUACCUCUUCAAUCUUGUCUUUUUGCACUACGGUAGUACAACAUUGUCCCGACAACCUGAAAUGCUGCAAGCUGAAAGCUUUUACUCUCCUAUUAAAGAUUGUAAGCAUCUUAUACUGAAGCAGGGGGAAAAAGGCGACCCAGAACACCAGCAAGUUUAUUUGUUCUCCUCUUCCCGGUCCAGAUUGUACGUGUGAUUGUAACUGGGAAGUAUCUACAAGUGCCACAUAGCUGUGUGGGAUGCUAUUUCAUGCAGCCAAGUUAAAGUGGUUGUUUACAAGCUCAAGCAAAAAUUGAAUGUUUCUUUCUUAACCAACUGCUGCUGUUCAUCUUCUAUGGGAUAGUGUUUUCCCCUUUGCUUUAUUCACACAAAGUUAUACAACGUCGGAGAGCUUAAGUUAAAUCUUGUGUAUCAAAUUUGUGUCCCUUUUUUGAUAUUCAGUUUCUGUUUCCCCCUCCUUCUCACCCCACAUGAUUUGGUUGUAAUUUGUUAGCUGGUAUUUAUGUUUGGUAUUUGUGUAUGUUUAUAGAUGAUGAUUCCAGAUUUUUUUUCAAAUAAAUUUAAUG